AUGAAUGGAACACAAGAAGCACCGACAGGAACGUCAUUGGCAGCGCAUUUCGAGACCAAGAGACGGAUUUUGGCUACUGUUAAGCAAAUGGAAAAGUGUAAUGAGAACGUCAAAGAAGCGACACCCGAUGAGAUUCUGGAAGCGCUUUGGAAGUCGGAAGAAACGGUUUUCAAGUUUAAGUUUCAGAUUGCAGAAGAAGUUCAAGCUCUUGGCACGAAUGUCAAGAAGAAUCGGAAGCGAAAGAGCAAACGAAAAGCCAAGAAGAAGUUGGAGAAAGUAGGAAAAACGAUCGAGAACGUCACGAGUGGAGAAAGACUUGAUGCUGUUGUGCCCAUGAUGGCAAUUGGCACUGCAAAGGACAAAAGGAACAAGUCAGUCGGAUCCAAGCAGAUGAAUGACAAAGUGAAGACUGAGAAUCUUGCCAUCUCUUCAUCCUUUUUGAAGUUACGCAAAGCGACGGGGACGGAGAGUGAAGUGGCCAAGAUGCACUUGCGAUAUGGCCAGGGACGACGAAAUUUGGCAGCAAUGAAGCAGCGUCAACAGCGAAAGAUGAUGAUGGAUGCACAUACGAUGGAAGCAGCAGCUACAAGCAACGACUUUAAGUUUAAUUUUACAACUUGA
Messenger RNA from Peronospora farinosa, 621 nucleotides. The record is from the annotation of a GenBank genome assembly. Lineage: Eukaryota; Oomycota; Peronosporomycetes; Peronosporales; Peronosporaceae.